Messenger RNA from Acanthochromis polyacanthus (spiny chromis), 9374 nucleotides. RefSeq names its product dual specificity phosphatase 3a (gene dusp3a). Gene Ontology annotation, cellular component: cytoplasm. The transcript has 3 exons. The coding region runs from base 174 to 821 and encodes 215 amino acids. Gene Ontology annotation, molecular function: protein tyrosine/serine/threonine phosphatase activity; MAP kinase phosphatase activity. Gene Ontology annotation, biological process: protein dephosphorylation; negative regulation of MAPK cascade. The record is from RefSeq and is a predicted model, not a curated record. Lineage: Eukaryota; Metazoa; Chordata; Actinopteri; Pomacentridae.
CACCCGCGUGCUUCACUGUGAUUGGUCAAAGCCGAGGAGCAGCUCGCGCCUCCUCAGACAGACGCCUUGCAGACGGAGCCUCACGUGUGGAGGUGAAGAUGCAGGAGGAGCGGCGGAGGCUCCCGGAGCUGCUGUCCGCCGUUUAGCCCCGGAGAACCGGAACCACGCGGAGGAUGAAGAAGCACCUGAGCCCCUCCAAGCAGCCGCAGCCGCCGCCCGACGUCCCGGCGGCGGCUCCUCCGGGCGGCGAGGCGACAGUCCAGACGCUGAACGAGCUGCUGUCGGACGGAAGCGGCUUCUACAGCCUCCCGACGCAGCACUUCAACGAGGUCUUCCCCAGAAUCUACGUCGGCAACGCGUUUGUUGCCCAGAAUGCGAUGCGACUGCAGAAACUCGGAGUGACGCAUGUCCUCAACGUGGCCGAGGGAACCUCCUUCAUGCACGUCAACACCAGUGCAGACUUCUACGCCGGAACCGGCAUCACGUACCACGGCAUCCAGGCCAACGACACCGAGCAGUUCGACCUCAGUGCCUUCUUUGAGGAGGGGGCUGAUUUUAUCGACAAGGCCCUAGCACACAAUAAUGGCAAAGGGAAGGUGUACGUUCACUGCAGAGAAGGCUACAGCCGCUCCCCCACCAUGGUCGUCGCUUACCUCAUGCUGCGCCACAAGAUGGACGCCCGGCUGGCGGUCGCCACGGUGAGGCACAAGAGGGAGAUCGGGCCGAACGACGGCUUCCUCCGCCAGCUGUGCCAGCUGAACGAGAAGCUGGCGAAGGAGGGCAAGCUGAACGGUGAGGUGGGCAAACUAAAGACCAAAUGAGAGCAAAAGGAGGCAGAAAGAGACUCUCCGAACCGUCUCCUCCCAUCAUGCCUUUCAGCUGCUCUCGGAGACCAAACCAGCACCCAUCCGACACACCAGGGGUAUCUGAAACACAAACAUACAUGCAUUUAUCCGUGUAGAUAAUCGUCUCACGCCUAUUCCGUUUCCUUUUUAGUCUCUCACUGCUGUCCUACGAAAGAGUGUGAUCUCAAAAUACAAAAACAAAACCCCCCCUCUUUUUCUAACUCGCCAUUCGAACCAAAUUUCCGUCACUUUUCGAGCCACUUUGAAGCAUUCCUUCGAUUCCCCGCGAGGUAAGAAGGUGAAAACUUUGCCCUGAUUUUUAGGAAUUUUCUCACAGAGUUGUAGGAAAAAUAAAAAAAAACGAUGAUAGCACAAUCAUUCCAUAGUUUUCCACUGCCGGGAAUGUCAGUGAUGUCACCGCCAGCAGGAGUGAUCCUCAGAUUCCAAACUCCUAAACAUCGAUGGCCACACGAGAUGCAACAAAGAGUGGAUGGAGGAGGAAAAUCCCAAACAUUCCAUGAAAACUUAAAAAAACACGCCCAGAUUCUUUCUAAAACCCUCGAUUCUUUUCCUUCUUCUGCCCGUAGCGGCGGAUGUUUAAUGCACAAACGACUCCAAAGCUGCAGCUCUGCGUAGCGUCUCGGUCCUCCGGCCUCUAGUUUGACGGCGGCGACAUGAAAUUUAUCGGUUGUUGACACGGAGCGGAGCGGCGCCGGGAGCAGCAAAGGUCGAGCUAAUUAAAAAUAACGAGCUGCGCUGGCUGUUCGUGUGGCGGCCGUAGUUAGCAGCAGAUAUGACGGAUGUUGAUUUUUAGCUCGACAGUCGGCCUCCACGGUACAGAAAUCUGAGGGAAACACUGCGCCGAAUGUUUCUCCUGCAGUUCCUUCUGCUUAAAAUAGACAUUCAUGUGAAGUUGCUUUAAUUUUCUGCCAUAAAAGCAGCUUCGGAUUUGCAUUAUUUUACUCGCAUAAGUAGCCAGAAGGCUGUUUUUCUGUUUUCUUUAAUAGUGUACAUCUAAAACAAAAUUGAGGAUUGAAUUUGUGUGUUAUAAGCAACACUUUAUUAUUUACCUGCUAGAGUUUAUAAAGUCUGGAUAAAGACUUAAAAAGAACCUUAAUGUGGUUUAAAUUCCUGAAGGUUGCAGUCAUUUUCAAUAAUUUUUCAUGAUGUUUUCUUUGUCGUGCUGUAACGGAGCAAUUAUUUUCAGUUCUUUGGGCUGCAGAUUAUUUUCUCAACUUAUCAGUUCAUUUGUUGUAAAAAAAAAAAAUGUCAGUGUUUAUCAAAGCUCAACAUGAUAUCCUGAAAUAUCUUCUGUCCCCAGUCCAAAUCCUUUCAGUUUGCUGUCAUAAUGUAGCAAGGAAAUUUUUUUUUUUCUUAUUUAAGAACAUUGAAUCAGUGAAUUCAAACUUUUUUUUCUUGGAAAGUUGGUGAAACCGAUCAAACAACAAUCACAAUAGACAAAUAUUUUAUUAUUUGACAACUGAUUAAUUGGUGAAUGCUUGCAGUCUCAGAAUGUAGCUGCUUUGACCAUUUUUUUUUUAAUUUUUAUAUUUUGGUUAGGGCUAUUUAGUUUAACUAUCACACAGCUAAAAUGCUAAGCUAAAAUAAAAGCAGAGCUGUCAUUGCACUACAAGGAACCAUCCCAAUUCUUUAAUGAAGAGGCCAAAUGUUUGCUCAUGAUUCUGUGUUUGUCACUAAAACCUGGAAUGAUAUUCGGAGAUGCUUCUCUCAAAAUUAAACUAUAACUAGAAGGACUUUCUCCAAGUUUAAUAGUCCACUCUUCUACGACACGGUAUUUCACAGACCAAACCAGAUUUGCACAAAAAGUUUAGUCGGUAGCCCAUGUUUCACCAAGUUUCAUGAAGACUGCCUUGGUAGUUUUUGUAAAUCUGCUGGUGAAUGGUAUCUAAAACAUCUUGGGGGUUUUCACAGGUUGUUUAUUUUAACCAUCACCAAAAAUAAUGGAUUAAUCCUGGAAAACCUGUUGAUGUAGCACCAGAGGUGGUCCAACUAAUGAGGGUUUGGUCAGAUGGGAGCACCUCGACCAACCAGGAUACUACAAAGAGGAGAUUCAUUGAUUGAGUUGAUCUGCCAGCUUCUUUCAGCUCUAGAUUUUUACGAAUAAAAGGCCUAAAUGGAAAGAAUCGGACAUCUUUUCAGAUUUAUCCGACGUCUAGUGCGCUAGUUAGCGCUUUUAGCGGAAUAUUCCUGAGCCAUUCACAGCGUCUCGCUCGACAUGGCGGCGAUCGGGUUGUUUAAAGCCGAUAAUGCUCAGCUUCAAACUAGAGGCCUCCAGUUUCCACCGGGGAAAGAUGCCACCCGCUCCCAACAGAAAGUUCCAGUCAUUGUCGCCAGAGAGUUGUCCACUGCCAAUUCCCUGACACUGCUCAUCCACACAGUCUGUCCGAGGUCCAUACACAACAUGUCUCACUCCCGACUGUGUGUGUCAUACACUAAAUUAUGCACACACGACUCCUCACAAAGCUUUGUUUUCAUUUGUACUAAAGCAUUGCAAUAUAUGUCAAUACCCCAUCAGAUAUAUAGAAUGUAACCACAUGUACUCCCACUAACCAGGCAGUAGUUGCCACAUACAGUACACGGCAACUUUGCAGUACAUUUUGACAGACACUGUAUUUAUUACUGGACAUAAUACUGUAAACUAGACCUAGUGCCAGGAGGGAAGGGUGAUGGAGUGUCUCUAGAAGCUGCGCAGCAUCACUCCUCCGGGUUUAGAGAGGAAAGUGUGAGACGGGAAGUCAGGAAAGAGUCAGUUCAGCCGCUAUGUCCAACACAUCAGACGCAUAUUUCUCUGGUCUGAGGCAUGUUAGCAUGAAUCCAAGAGGGACAGAGGAAGAUAGAUGAAAACUAGGUUGCCUCACCUCAUUAUUGGCACUAUUUAUUCCUCCUUUGAUAUAUCUGUAUACAUCUAAAUAUAUACAUGUAUACUGUAUAUACAUAUUUAAGUGUUGACAUAUAUGAAUGUAUGAGCAAUGUGUCUAUAACUUGUAGGUAUCGUCAGUAUGUCUUUAUAUAUCAUGUUAUAUUCGUAUCACGGAGUAGCUCCUCCUUUCUUUCUGUUUUAACUACAUGCACAUUGGUAUUCAGGUACGAUGUGCAUGUAACACGUUCUGUGUGAUUGUGAUAUUCGGUAUCGCAAUUGUGCAAAACUCGCUAGCUUGAUAGCAGGGUUUGUUUUGUUUUUUUCGUCCAGGCUUAGCUGGGAUACUGAGGCAUGUAAUCAUGGUGUUCUACUAGUGUUUCGUGAAGGUUUGAGUUUCCAUUAGUGAUGCUGAUUCAUUCAUCAGAUACAGCAGGAUGCAGGUGGCAGCAUAAGAUGCAUAUGAGAUUGUCCUGCAUAUGCGUACGAACCAUCACAUCGUCCCAUCAACCAUUUAUAUGGUGCUUUAACGCAUUUUCAGUGGUUUCUUUGUUGAUAGGAAUCAGAUUUUUUUUCUGUUCAGAUCUACAACUUCUUUGCAUUUGCAGGCUGCAGUUUCUCCACUAGGGGGAGCAGCUGAGUUAUUGCGGAAUUAGAGGCUCGCUGCUGAAGACAUUUCAGUGUUUGGUUAGCCUUAAAUUAGUCUUCAAAUACGUCUAAUACGAGCUAAAGAUAAAGAUUUAUCGAGUUGAAAGACUUUUAUGCUACUUAACCCUCUGAACUCCAAGCAGUUUCUAGACUUUUUUUUGCUUCGAUCACAAUUUUGACUCAUUUUACAUGCCAAUAUUAAGUUCGGCACCUUCAUGAAGAACCAAGAAAUGCCUUCUGUGCAGUAAAUUAAAAGUAUAAUGCCAUGAACCAGAAAUAGGAAAAUACUGGAAUCAACAAGUACAACAUAUUUCCAAGCGUCCAUAGGCGGUGCCGAAAAAAAUGGUGGCUCUACAUGUUUUAGAUAUUUUGCUAUUUGCAUUUUCAAUUUGGUUCGAUUCUCAUCAUCUUUCUGCUUUGUAUAAACACUGCCUGCCACUAUUUUAAGCUUAGAUUUGGUUGAUUUUUCCAACUGAAUGUCACUUUUCAGAUGAAUAGCUCAAAGACUGUUCGAAAGACUUUGAUGAAUGAUGUCAUUUGCUCAUUUUUUUUUUCAAAGGCAACAUGACGUUCAAACCUGCUGGAAGGUUUUGGGGGUUCAGAGGGUUAAAGUUUUUGUGUUGUCACACUGACUGCUAAAUUAUUCAACUAUAGAGUUCUUCCAAAACACGAACAAGUUCUGUUAGAGUAAACAGAAAGAGCUGAACAUUUGAAAAAAGCUUGAAAUAAGUCUUAAUUUACCCCAAAUUCAUGGCAAAAUGGUCCAAGUUAAGAUCAUGAACUGUAUAUAAAAGAUGGACGUAAUGUCACCCAUUGGUUUGUUUUGAAGCCAUCUUGAAACCAGACCGGACGAGCAAGGUGUGGAUCUAACUAUGCACAUCUUUGUCGUCUGUUUAACUCGAAAUAGGACCAUGAUUUACAAAAUAAAUACCAUUCUGUAUUUAAUGACUCUUGAAAUUAGUGACCGAGUCCAUAAACUCAUCAGGAAAAUGUUUACUGAUGUAGCAAAUCAAAGGCAAAGUAGGGUCGUUUUCUCAUAGACGUCUCCAGGAGUCGCCCCCUUCUGGACAGAUAUGUCGCUUCUGUAUUGGCUUCACUCUUCAGAUCCAUCUCCAUCUUUUAUUUACAGUCUAUGCUUAAGAUUAAACACUAAAAAGUGUUUUAUCUGGAGACAAAAUUGACCUGAAGUGUGACAACAAAGUUUAAAUGAGGCCACAGUCUGAGGUAGAAUAACUUUGUGAAGUUCUAAACAUGUUGACCUUCAGUGUAUCCCUGCAGCUCAGACCUGCAGAUGAGUCUCUGUCACCACCUACUGGCAAACAAAGUAUUAGAAGCUGUCGUUUUACAAGCAGACAAUGGAUUUUUACAUUUUUUUUAUAUCUGUGUCCCUUCUUAAACAAUCAAUCAACAGGGCAGGGCACAAAGUCAUUUAGAAACUUGACCAUCAAACAAGUCAGACUUCUAAUUUUUGCGUUUUAGGUGGAUUAGAUUUCAGAUCUAGAUGCACAGUUGCUACUUUGGAAUUAAGAUUUUAAAGUAGGUAUGAAAGUGUCCAGAAAAGGUUCAAUUAUUUGAUUAGGUGACUGACAGGAAGUAAAAAUGUUAAGUAUAUUGUGUUGUCUUCCUGUCUUACAGCAAAGAACAUUUAAUAUCAUCUGGUUUUGGACUGUCAGUUCUUACAAAUAUUUGGCUCUAGGACAAUAUAAAGUUUAUUUUUACUGUUUUCUGAGGUUUUAUAGCCCAAAAAUAAUCACCAGAUCAAUGAUAAAGUGAGUAAUUGCCUUUCUUGUCCAGGUAGUGUGCAUAAAGUGCACACAAGUGCACAUAAAAACAGCCCGAGGAGCCAUUUUAAAGGCCCCUGAUGUCAUAAAAUCCAGUGUUUAGAUCCCAAAGAAACAUUCACUGAAAUGUCCAGCUCUGCUGUGGCCUCUGACUCAUUACUGGCCAGGAAGAAGUUAAUAUUCUCACAGGGAGUUAAAGCUGAGGGCAAAGCUUGCAGAGUGAGUGUCUCGGUCCAGGUUCAUCUGCAGGUUGUUCGGUCAACUCUGACCUCUGUCAUCUGGUCAUUUCAUACAAUGUUUGAAGUCCUUACAGCAAUACAUUCGUUUUCAGACAUCUUGCAACCUUUGCUUCCUCCUGUGGGAUCACCAAAGUGUCUGGCAGGAUAAAUCAGGUGCACUAGUUCAGAUUUAAGGAGUGUAAUUUAGUGCAUGGCGUCAUACUUUCAUUUUCCCAUCACCUCACCAUGAACCCCACACCACACAGCAAUGAAGAUUGAAGGAUUGGACUUCAGUCUUCAGCUGGAGAGAACUACAAACCUCUCACAUAUUUUUACCAGAAUUGUUCGUGCCAAUGUACUGUUAACAUUCAUGAUUGGCUUUGUUGUCAUUCAAAUGGCCUGGGGUUUGCAUCUGCUCUACAAUACUGCCCUCCUUCUGAAUACACAAAAAGCAACAACUGCACAGUUUCCUUGUUCAGUUUUACACACGGUGUUUCUUUAAAUUUGGGAAUUAUUGGGGUGAAGUUGUUCAAAUCGGUCCAGGAUGAGGGUACGUACUUUAUACACCACUGUCUCCCAAAAAUCACAUUUCUAUACAACUAAACUGCAUUAUUAUUUACGUUUUUAGUGAUAUUCUUCCAAAUGAUAUCUAUGUUGUACCACAAGGAUAUUUAAGAUCAACCUAUCUUUGCCAUUUAUUGUAUUGAUUUGCUGUUGUUCCUUUAUAGCCCACCUAUUGUACACUAGAUAAGGUGGAACUCAAUACCUAGGUAACCCAAAAAAUGUCCAAACAUAGUUUUAACCAAGUGAAGGGUUAAAACUGAAAGUAAGCAACAAGUGAAAAUGAAAAGUACUGAAGUAAAGUCUUGUUGCUAACUUCUACCUCCUUACAUGGAUAUUGUGACCGUUCCUACUUCACUUGUAGUGAUGCAUAGCCAACCCCUAUCCCUGAUGUAGCCACAGAAUUGACCAAAGUAUUAAUGUAAUGUGGCUAAUAUACCACAAUACAUUAGCCACUUGGUUACCAGAGGUUGUCUGGGUAAACUUUGAUUCGUUUUACAUGUUAGCUUUGGCGGGAAUCCAUUAAGUGCCACACAAGUCUUGGUCAUGGUGCCCCUUGCUAGCUAAAGCCCCACAAUGCUUUUGAUGGCACAAAAACCUAAAGCGAGAACUGCCCAUAGCCUGAGCGACUGCCUUCUUGGGAUCCCAAAGUGCAGUAUUCCAUCUCUUUAAAUAGUAAGAGGCUCCACCUGAUGGUGUUACCAGGUACUACAGCUAAUAUGCAAUACAAUUUUCUUUCAUAUCGUAAAUGAGAAUGCAGUUUACUUGAAUAACGAUGUCAUUUUUGCGAGACAGACUUGACUUUAUAGCAUCAACUGCCUACACCGACCUGCCCAUUGAGUAAAUCAUCGACAGUUUUUGGCUUCCGAGACACAAACACUCUGUGGUGGCCGAACUAGCCAUGGUGGACGUUUUCUGCCGCCGCUGAAAACACUCUUUGGAUGAAGCAAAAAUGCAACUAAUCACGCGUAAGAAGAAGAAGAUGUCUAUCAUGGCUACACUGCUGGCUCCUUUAUGCAUUGAGUAACAGAUAAACACUGCCACCUGCUGUUCAACAAAUCCAGUAGUUUGCACACUCUUUGAUUUAUGGUGAUUAUAACUCAUGGCAUCAUACAGUAAAUAGUUACAAUCCAAUCCCGUGUUCCCAAAUGUGAAACCCUGUAACGUCGAUAUUAAGCAAUGGAUUUGUUCGUUUCAAAGGUACCAGCAUCAUUUUGUGGGUUAUACAGUACAUUAAGUAUUAUCGAGAAUGUCAAAUGUGAAAUGCCAUUGAUGUAUAUUGUUAUAUAUACUGAGUAUGUAACACGCACUAUAAGGCAAUUGUGAAUUGCUGCAUUUUACUGUCAUAACUGGCCUAUUACAGUGUAAAGAUAGGACAUAGUUUGAUAAUGGAUCUUGAUGAAACAUUCGUUUUGACUUACUUUCUCCUAGUGACAUAUGUUUGUCUUUAUCUAGAUUUUUGUCCUGUUGCAAGGGCAUAAGUUCUGAUUAUUUUAACUAAAGAAGGCUAUUUUUUCGUACAGUAGGGAAUGUUCAUGAAAGUGUGAUUGUGACCUGCUUCUCCGACGUAAUUUUUCAGUUUGAUACGUGUUGUUUUUGGAUGUAGUCGCCUACUUGCGUAAUGGUGGUCAGACCUGGGCCAGGCUGUAAUUGUAACUCGCCGUUUGUUUCAAAAACCAGAGUGGAGAAGAGGGCUGUUAAAUCAAUCACACAGGUAGUUGUGUUUAUUAUCGCGGAAAAAAGUACAUUACGAAUGAUUUCCUGUGAUUUUCAUUCAAAUUUGCCGUCCCGUGUGGCACAGCUCGAACAUCUGGAGGCAAGACGCUGAAAAGUGACCGACAGCUGAUUCCUUACGUCAUGGAAACUCAUCUGGUUGAGCUUAUGAUGCAAUAAGCUGCAUCCUUCUGGAGCUCCUGAGGGCGCCUCCAACAAACAACUGGGAUUAUUUACAAAUACUGUCUGGCCCAGGUGAGGUUCUGACUGCAGAGCUGUCAUCUUCUUGGCCUAAAGCAGGAGUUUUAGCACAAAUGAGCCCACUGCCUGACUCCUCCUGGAGUCCAUUACAGUCUUGUCACGCCGUUUCUGUUCGUGUACAGAUGUCGCAGAGGACGUUGUUGUGACGUUGGAUUGGCUGCCAAUGGGUAUAUUCACUUAUUUGAAUAUAGAUAUCUAUAUAUACUGUAUAUUUGUCACCGCCGCUGACAUCUCAACGAAAGCAUCACAACGACACGGCACUCGGCACCCAAAGCCUUACAGGAAACGAUCGAUUCUUCAGAUAUGUUUUUGAGUUUGUCUGUCUCACUUCACACAGUAGGAAGGGACAAUCCCUUACAGAGCGACACAUCGAUGAAGUGCACUUGAUUUUAAAUUGCAAUGUUAUUUUUCUUACCUUGGAGAAGUCCCUUCUUUCUUAUGUUUAAGAAAUAAAUGGCUGAGGUAUUAA